CACUUCCUCUGCUAACUGCUAACGUCAUUAGUUACUUCAUAAACGUCAUUAUAAGGCUGUUUUCUUUAAUUUUGAUGGAGAGAAAUUUAAUUAUGCUCUUCAACAUCGACCAAAUUCAUAGUUCACUCAAGUUUUAAUCCAGCGGUAGAUCAAUUUAUGCAAUAUAAACUUGUACUGACAAGUAACAAGUUUGUCAGUACAAGUUUGAAGCUGAUGUUUUAAUUGGUGAACUGUUGAACGAUUGAAAUUGGAGAAUCAUCAGACCACAAGGAACAUGAGAAGCAGAACAUCACCUGAGAACAACAGAUUUGUGGAAGCUGAGAAGUCUUAUCAAAGGGGGGAGAUUUUGGCCCACCCAAAUUUAAAGAUUUUCACUUAUUCAGAACUCAUGGUUGCUACUAGAGAUUUUGCAGAGGAUACGGUACUGGGAAGAGGUGAACUUGGGAGAGUAUACCAAGGGUGGCUUGAUAACAAGUCAAACAGUGACACCCCAUCAGUAAUUGCUGUUAAGAAACUGGAUUCUGAAGGAACGCUAGGAUUUGGAAUAUGGAAGUCUGUCUUGAACACGCUUGGAAGGCUAUCUCAUCCUAAUGUCACGAAACUCCUUGGAUACUGCAGCAAGAAUAACAAGCUGCUACUUGUAUAUGAGUUUAUGCAAAAGGGCAGCUUGGAGAAUCACCUCUUCAGAAGGGACUCUGCAGUUCAGCCACUUCCAUGGAACAUAAGAUUUGAGAUUUUAAUCGGAGCAGCACGAGGUCUGGCUUUCUUGCAUGCAUCAGAGCUAUAUGGUUUCUUUACCCAAAAAGGAAGGAGGCAAGGUUUCUACCAAUUCUUUGAGCCCUCAAACAUAUUGCUUGAUAGUUCCUACAAUGCCAAGAUAUCUGGUUUUACUGUGGCAAAUGUGUAUCCUCCUGAAGUCGUUGAUGGAAAACAUCCCUUUUUUUAUGUCACAGGACGUUAUGUUUAUUGCGCUCCUGAAUGUAGUCCGCUAUCAGGAGACUAUUUGUUGUCUGUGAAGAACGAUGUAUAUGGUUUUGGUGUCGUAUUGAUCGAGAUGCUAACAGGGUUAUCUGCAAAAAGCAAUUAUGGUCUAGUUCAUUCGGCCAAAUCUGAGUUCACCGCCAAAGGAAACUUAGAGAACCUAAUGGAUCCCCUCUUAGAAGGGAAAUAUCCUUCAAAAGCUGCUCUACAAAUGGCUUAUCUUGCUAUAAGAUGCCUUCAGGAUUCACCUGAAGCUAGACCAUCAAUGAAGAAAGUUGUGGAGGCUCUAGAACACAUUUAAUCUAUUCAGGAGAACCAUAGCUAAAAUAUGUGCACCCCCAAUAUCUAAUCGAUGUCCGCGACAGCCUUUGGAUCAGCAAUGCUCUUCUUCAACAAAAGGAAUGAAGGGCUUCCAUGAUCCAUGAGAUCCACUUCCAGAAUGUUAAUAAUUCAUAUGCACUUCCUCUUCAAAAAGACAGAUCCCUUCACAAAUUUGUCCUGAUCUAUAUGUUUCUUUUACAAUCCCAAAUUGCAAUGGGAUGUUGCGGUGCAAUGGCUUGGACUGUUAUUUUACAAGUUCAAAUCAUAGGCUAGAAUGCUUUUGGCUGAUCUCUUUCCAGGUAGUAUUUGGUAAACCUUGGCAGGAUGGCAGUUUUGACUUCUGAUAGAGUGCCUGUAGAUAGCAAACCUUAUUAUGACAUUGAGAAUAUCUCGUGUCUGUACAUACCUAUACUCCAUAUAAAAUUGUCUUGUAUGAUUUACGUUUUUCCA
Coffea arabica (coffee) is the source of this 1752-nucleotide messenger RNA. RefSeq names its product probable serine/threonine-protein kinase PIX13. Gene Ontology annotation, molecular function: ATP binding; protein kinase activity. NCBI's taxonomy places the organism in Eukaryota, Viridiplantae, Streptophyta, Magnoliopsida, Gentianales, Rubiaceae. The record is from RefSeq and is a predicted model, not a curated record. Gene Ontology annotation, biological process: protein phosphorylation.